GACAUGGCUCGGCUGAUGACAACACAGCUGCUAUUCCUUCUGGUGUUGGUGGGCGCUGGAUGUGGUGCCCAGCUCAGGACUACGCGGGCCAGGACUGAACUUCUCAACGUUUGCAUGGACGCCAAGCACCACAAGGAAAAGCCAAGCCCCGAGGACGAGUUGCACGACCAGUGUGGCCCCUGGAAGAAGAACUCCUGCUGCUCCGUCAACACCAGCCAGGAAGCCCACAAGGAUAUUUCCUACCUGUACAGAUUCAACUGGGACCACUGUGGAAAGAUGGAACCUGCCUGCAAGCGGCACUUCAUCCAGGACACCUGCCUCUAUGAAUGCUCCCCCAACUUGGGGCCCUGGAUCCAACAGGUAGACCAGAGCUGGCGCAAAGAGCGGAUCCUCAAUGUGCCCCUGUGCAAAGAGGACUGUCAGAACUGGUGGGAAGACUGCCGCACCUCCUAUACCUGCAAGAUCAACUGGCACAAGGGCUGGAACUGGACCUCAGGGCAUAACCAGUGCCCAGCAGAAGCUCAGUGUGCCCCCUUUGAUGUCUACUUCCCUACACCUGAUGUUCUGUGCAAUGAAAUCUGGAGUCACUCUUACAAGGCCAGCAACUACACCCGAGGGAGCGGCCGCUGCAUCCAGAUGUGGUUCGACCCAGCCCAGGGCAACCCCAACGAAGAGGUGGCAAGGUUCUAUGCCAAGGCCAUGAGUGGCGCUGAGCCCUGUCGGGCUUGGCCUCUCUCGCUCAGCCUGGUCUUGCUGCUCUGGCUGCUCAACUGAGCUCCUUCUAUCUUCUGAUACCUGGACAUCACAGCCCUGUUCAUCCCCAGAGCUCCCACUUACUCAGUUUGUGCUCCAUAGUAGGGCCCUCUGAAAGCCAGUUUAAAUAAAUAGACACCCCACAUGUGUCUUGUGAAUUAUUAGGGGGUGACUGGGGAUGCCACUGAUUUGCUUACUGAUUCCCAUUGACUGAAACCAAUUAAACUUGGUCAAUUCUCAGCUCUGACACUUUGCUAUGAACUGAAGCCAGAUACUUAACUACUCUUCUAAUCUAGGAUACAUUCAUAGCUCUAAAUUUCAUUUUUUACUAUAUCUCGAACCUAGAGGCAGGCCCAGAAUUUUACCAUUGAAAUUGUUCCCAAGCCUCCCAGUGUUGCCUGUUCUGAAAUAAAAGAGAUAGGAAUGGGGUUGCCCAGCAUGUUCUGGAUGGGUAACUGGGAAGAGGUUAAGAGGGCCAGAAAAAGCUAUUCUCUGCUAACAGCUAGUACCCACAAAGCACUGUCUGUCAAGAACUGUUGUAAACGCUUUGUCUUUGUUCCUAUAAGGUGUAUGUACCGUUGUCUGCAUUUUACAUAUGUGGAAACAAGCACAUAAACGAAAGAAAUUGGCCAAAGUCACCCCCUCCAUAAGAGCUUGCGUUUCAUCCCAUGCAGUCUGGCUCUUGAGAGUAAGCUCUUUCCCCUUGUGAAGUGGGCAGAUAUGUGUGCCUUGAAGGAAUACUGUGUCCCUGUCUGACCAGAGGAACUGGGCCUGAGCUGGUCUCUGGCAGAGCUAGGACUAGAAGCCAAACCUAGACUCCUAGAGCAGGUCCCAAACCAAUGAUUUGAAAGGUUUUUUUAGGCAUUGUUCCCACGUUAAGUAUAGUUUGUAGCAGUUUAAAUAUGAUAGGUUAUGUUAACAGUAACAUCCCUAGUAUCUCAGUGGCUUAACUCAAACCCUUAUUUCUUGCUCAAGCUACAGUAUUUAAUGCGCGUUGUGUGUGGGGGAGGAGUCAGCCUCUUAGUCAUGACUCAGGCUUAUGGAGGCUCCAUCUUGUCACACACUUUCAUGAGAUAAGAAUCUAUAGGAUACUCUCCCUUGCAAGGGUAGUAUAUAGGAAAUUUUAUAAAUCUGAAUUUCUGUGGGGUGUUUGAGGGAAAGUAUUCUAAGGAAUGUAGUAUGUGGCUUCACCAAAAUCUAUCAUCUGAGACAAUCCCUAUUCCACCAUGAAUUUCGGGGGAUUAGCUAGAACAAAGUGCCAAUCAAAGAGGGAGUCUGUUCUUGGUGUAGACGUUGCCAAUGCCAGUAGAGAUGUUUAGGAGAGUGGUGCAUUUUUUUUGGAGAGAGUGUUUAUCCCAGUUGGCACAAGGAUAGUCUGCUAAAUUGAGGGUCAGAGACCAGAGCCAGAGCUAAGAAAAAGGGCUGCAUCAGAUGACUAAUCAAAAAAAGAACAUGAAGCACCUUACCAAAAAUACCAAAACAGUAACCACAAUCAAUCUCCCUCACUAAUUUUACUCAUUCCUUUAAAAUUAUUUGUUGUUCUAUGCUUGCAAGUUCCCUCCAUAGAAGUCUUCUACUUUGGGACUGGAAUUUUUCUGGAAGUCUCAAGUCAAAGGGCUCUGAUAGGUUGAAUCAGCCAAGUGUUAGUUUAUUUCUUGUCAGUAAAUUAUGGCAGGGAUCUUUAGGCAAACAAGAGGGGAGAAUAGAAACUACCUGUUGACAGUACCAAACGGUCUGGUCACUCUAAUACAGCAACUGCCUAUAUGAGAAUGAAAGAAGAAUUUUCACUACGGUGUAAUACACAAGUGCAUGGGCCCACUGGUAACUGCUGCGUUUCAUAGUCUCAGUUGAUGACUACUUUGAGGAGAAUAUACUACCGGAACCCAAGUAAGAAGAGGGGGACAAAGAGAGUCUUCUCUAUCAAUUUAACCAACUUACUUUUUUUUUUUUUUAACUUUACUGUGGUAAAUAUAUAGGUAACAAAACAUUUGCCAUUUCCACAAAAUUUACACGCACAGUUCAGUGACAUUAACAAUGCUCUUCAUGUUGUUCAACCACCACUGUUAACCAUUCCCGAAUUUUUCCCUCACCCUUAAUAACUUAUUUUUGAUAAUUCCAUUUAUCCUUUCUGCUUUGCCUGAUCUCUAUGAGUGAUACAGACAGUGAAUGUAUUUACCAAUAUUGAGGAUUUUAUGAUCUAUUUUGUAAGAUGUGUACCAAAAUUGCUACCAAUAAUAAAAUGUUAUUUUAAACCAAGGAAUAAAAUCAUCUUGGAAAUAAAUUUGUUGACAGUCAUAAAAGCCCUUGCACAUGAACACAAGUGUGUUUGCCCAUCCAGGAAUGUCCACAAUCACUAAUCAUUCAUAGUCACACCUUUAGCUUGUAUAAAAAAUCAUCUAGAGAGGAUGAGUUUCCUUUUUUUGCUUUGACAUCUUUCUCUGCGUUGUAGACACAAUGGACAGGGCAGUUCUUAUAAUACUGAUGAACUAAUUUUAAAAACAUGGGGCAUACUAAUUAUACCUAAUUAUUUUUAGCAUCUCUGUUCAUGAGUACCAUGCUGCAAAGAAGCAAAUUUUUGGUGUAAUCUGGGAGUCCCUGGGUGGUGCAAACUGUUAAGCACUGAGCUAUUAGCCGAAUGGUUGGUGAUUGGACCCACCCAAAGGUGCCUUGGAAGACAGGCAUGAUGAUCUGCUUCUGAAAGAUCAUAGCCUUGAAAACCCUAUGGAGCAAUUCUACUCUGCACACAUGGAGUUGCCAUGUGUUGGAAUCAACUUGGCAACUAACAACAACAACAGCAUCCAAGAAGUGUUAAGAAGAUUUUGUUGUAAAAGAUGAUGUGAUCUUUUUUAAAAAUUUUGUGGUAAAAAUAUACACAGCAAAACAUACGCCAGUUGAACAAUUCCUUCAUGUAUAUUUCAGUGACAUUGAUUACAUUCUUCAAGUUGUACAACCAAUUUCACUAUGCUUUUCUGAAUUAUUCCACCACCAUUAACAUAAACU
Messenger RNA from Trichechus manatus latirostris (Florida manatee), 3753 nucleotides. RefSeq names its product folate receptor alpha (gene FOLR1). The record is from RefSeq and is a predicted model, not a curated record. Lineage: Eukaryota; Metazoa; Chordata; Mammalia; Sirenia; Trichechidae. Gene Ontology annotation, biological process: fusion of sperm to egg plasma membrane involved in single fertilization; sperm-egg recognition; cell adhesion. The transcript is spliced from 4 exons. Gene Ontology annotation, molecular function: signaling receptor activity. Gene Ontology annotation, cellular component: external side of plasma membrane. Bases 4 to 774 code for a protein of 256 amino acids.